Messenger RNA from Medioppia subpectinata, 2745 nucleotides. NCBI's taxonomy places the organism in Eukaryota, Metazoa, Arthropoda, Arachnida, Sarcoptiformes, Oppiidae. The record is from the annotation of a GenBank genome assembly.
AUUAUCAAAUCAAACAAAAUCAGUACAAUUCCAAGACUGGACGGCUGUCAUGAACUCAAACUACUUUAUAAUCGCAUCAAAUCGUUUGGAAGCGAACCAAUGUUUGCCAAUCAAUCAAAACUAAUUGACUUAUUUAUGAGCCAUAACUUAAUCACAGAUAUACCACAAAACGCUUUCUAUGGACUCUCGAGUCUAAAAGUAUUAAAUUUAGUCCGAAAUAGGAUAACAUCUAUACAUUCGUUGGCAUUCCUACCACUCGUUUCGCUUAAGGAUUUGUAUGUUUUUUAUAUAAUAAUCUCAUUUUAUGUCAAUUAUUACAACAAAUCCUUUGAUAUUUUGAACAGAAAUUUAGGCGAUAAUCGGUUUCCAACACUUCCGACAGAAGGUCUGCAGAAUAUCUCUGAGAUCAAAGUCUAUGGCAAUCGAAACCUCAAAGAGUUUCCACCGGUGGAGGCGUUUCCAAGAGUGCAUACAUUAGCCCUUUCUUACGCCUAUCACUGUUGCGCUUAUAUCGGGAGAACACACUCUCCGACAGAUAAUCCCAAAUCUCUGGAGGAGUCAAUCGUAUGGCUGGACAAAGAGGACAUCUGGAACACGAAUGUGACAGAUGUGUGGCCCGGAGCUGUCAACUUCUCGACCAAGUUUGAAGAGUUCGCCAAUCAUAAACCAUUCAAAUGCCCAUUCAUGCCCUGCAAAGAUCUGUUUGAUUGGUGGACAUUGAGAUGCGGCGUUUGGAUCGUAUUCUUAUUGGCACUUCUGGGCAAUGGUGUUGUUGUGGUUGUAUUGAUAUUUGGCAGAAAUGUGCCCCGAUUUCUGGUCUGCAAUCUAGCGAUGGCUGACUUCUUUAUGGGCGUAUAUCUGGGAGUACUGGCAAUAGUGGACGCGUCGACUCUCGGCGAGUUCAAGGUGUUUGCCAUACGAUGGCAGACCUCAUGGGGCUGUCAAAUGGCCGGCUUUUUCGGCGUGUUUAGCAGCGAAUUGUCUGUUUAUACUCUGGCCGUCAUUACGAUGGAGAGAAACUAUGCCAUCACUCACGCCAUGCAUCUCAACAAACGGCUGUCACUAAAGCACGCGUCUUAUAUCAUGUCCAUCGGCUGGAUGUUUGCCAUAUGUAUGGCUAUUUUGCCGCUCUUAGGUAUUAGCGAUUAUCGCAAGUUUGCGGUCUGUCUUCCCUUUGAAGUCGAGGACUCCGUUUGGUCCCUGACUUAUGUCGUCUUCUUAAUACUCAUAAACGGCGUCGCAUUCCUCGUCCUAAUGGGCUGUUACUUAAGGAUGUAUUGCGCUAUCAGAGGAUCUCAGGUCUCAAUUCACUCAUUGUUUGUCCCAAAAAAAUAUGUAUCAAUUUUUUUGUCGAAUCUGUUGAAGGCCUGGAACUCAAACGAUUCCCGUAUCGCCAAACGAAUGGCUCUCUUAGUGUUCACCGAUUUUCUGUGUUGGGCUCCGAUUGCCUUUUUCGCGUUGACGUCUGUCUCUGGUCUUCAUCUCAUUUCAUUAGAGGAGUCAAAAGUGUUCACAAUAUUUAUACUGCCGUUGAAUUCAUGUGCGAAUCCAUUCCUUUACGCCAUUUUCACCAAACAAUUCAAAAAGGAUUGCGUUUUGUUGUGUAAACGCAUCGAAGAGUCGCGAGUGACCCGCGGUAUCGGUCGCUGUCGCAACUCAUCCAACUUCUCCAACCGACACACGCCUGCCGUUUCCAACUCAGCCAUUGAGCGCAAGAGCACCGGUAGUGACCAUUUGCCACAACUUGUCUGUCAGUGCGGUAUUCGUAAACCAAAGGUAUCGAUCGAAGAAAUCCGUUUAAUGACUAGUCUUAAGGCAUCGAUCAGUUGGAGGCAGAGAGCGAUCGAUUGGUUUCAUUUCAAUAAACGAAAUAAUUUGCAACAUUUCAGUAAUGAAACCACAAAUGAAAGCACUGACUGCCAGAAGAGUAAGGAUCGGACGGUCGGAAGAGCGGCCAGUAUUUCCAGCGAUAACUUCUCGUCGAGAUCUGAUUCCUGGCGUAACGCAAACAUACAGCUGAAGAAUAUCGACAAAAGCAAUCGAAACACUAGUCGUCAGACCAUCGCUCAGACAACUCGAGGCCGAAGAAACUCUUGGAAUAUAUCGAGAAAAGUUAACAUCGCAGGACUCAAGUAUGUCGUGCUCUCGUCAGGACUCGUCGUCGACAUCCACUUACACGAGUCGUAUCUCGCGAUCACAUCGCAGGACUCAAGUAUGUCGUGCUCUCGUCAGGACUCGUCGUCGACAUCCACUUACACGAGUCGUAUCUCGCGAUCGUCUUUCAGUAGCGAGUCUUCGAGCAAACAGACGGGCAUUAGUAGUUCGAGUACUAGUAGUAGUAGUGGCGGCGCCGGACCCUCAGGAGUGGUGAAACAGGAAUUGGUAACCAAAUCACAACUCAUUAAACAGACAUCAUUUGAAGACAUUAAACAACAUAAACCGCCGCCAAUUCGGACAGAAGGCAGCGGUUAUUUAUGUCACAACUGUUCCCGAAAAGACUUUUCGCAGCCAAAUAUUUCGCCAAAGAAUAUUAAAUUCAAAAACAAAGAAUUGGAAGAGAAAUUCAAUUGUUUUUAUAACCGAUUGGCCGAAGCGAGUCAGGAAGAGACCAGCGAUGGUCCCGAACCGGUCAUUGUGUCCUCCGAAUCGACUGUCGGCGACAAUAAACUUGACUUAAGUACUCAAAGCAGAGACACCGCCGAGACUUCAUUACAGGACAGCAUAAUAUCUCACGGUUUGGAUCUU